Seminavis robusta is the source of this 2003-nucleotide messenger RNA. NCBI's taxonomy places the organism in Eukaryota, Bacillariophyta, Bacillariophyceae, Naviculales, Naviculaceae. The record is from the annotation of a GenBank genome assembly.
ACUAAAGCCGUAAAGGGCACCUUCCAGCAACGGAUAGAAGUCAUAUCUUUUGCACACAAGCAGAGAUAAUUGCCCAUUUUAAAAAACAAUUGUAAACAAAAAAAUGGUGAGACAAGGAGUCAAAACGGAAACCUCCAUUAAGGAUCUCAACUGUCUAGCAGUGAGCAUGACCAAAUCCAGUAGUAGGACCAAGAACCUUCACGACACUGCCAAAACACUCUCCACAGCCGGUCAAUCGAGUCUCUCCAACAACAGUGGGAGCAUCUUUGACUUUACCCCCAUCAACGGCGGUAGUUCUUCACGGCAAAACAAGAUGAACCUCUCUGGCAGUACGUCGCUAAUGAUGGCAGAUGAUUCCAACAACUCGUCCUUUAGCGAUUUGGCCAAGCAGUCCAGCCGGCAAUCCUUCGAGUCGUCGUACUUUGGCUCGUCGUUCGAUGCCAGUUUCACAGCCUCCAACUCGUCCUUGGAGUGGGCAGAAGAUGAAGCAUUUCCCAAGUCCAGCGCCACCGCGUCCACCACCACCACAACCAAUAGCAGCACCCCUGACAUUUCGGAUUUUGUCGUCCUGUCAGCCUUUCAAAUAAUAGAGCCCAGCAGUACUAACAGUGAAGCUCAUCAACAAGAAGAAGGAGAAGCAGAAGAGGAUGAUGACGAUGAGAGCCACUCGGAAGACGAAGCUUUCCAGGAGGAGGAGGACGACGACGAAGAGAGUGACGAAGAAUAUGAAGAAGAGUUCCCCGAGGUUGACUUUGAUGACGAGGAUAUUACUCAGAUGGCCCUGGCGGCAGAAGACGCCGAGCAAUUCUUUGCGCCUUCACCACGUGAUAGCGUCAAGAGAGGAGGAGAAAACCGAAGGCCCUCUUUGCAAAAGAUCAUCAAGCAACCCACCACCCCCGCCAAGACUCUGGAGGAACAAGCGGCGGAAACGGCUCUUUGUCAACACUUGGCACGGAGUGGGAUUGAAGUCAGCUCGCAACGACGAGGGCGAGCCCGUCAAAGAGGAAGCCUCAUCAAGCACCAGCCGUCUCCCUUGCUAGCACGCGGAAACUCGAGCCGAUCCAGCAUGACCGAGAAUGAUGUCGAAGGUCUACGGCAACACUGUCGUCGAUCCCUCAGUCGCGUGCGUACACCCAGCCGCACGCCCUCGGUCAGUGCUCACGGUCGCGCUCCUUCGUCCAGAGGGCGUCAUUUGCAGCAGCAUCAUGUUGCUGCUGGCCGAGACCGCUCUGUGAGCCGCGAUAGAAGCGCUGCCACUGCACCCGCUCCUUUGGAAAUCAGGCUCGACCGGCCACUGCUGGGCAAGGCACUUCUUGGUGACGAUGACAGCGAGGAAGAAGAAGAAGCCGAUCCCUGGGCAUGUCCAUGGAUUGGCAACAAGGCCAAGCCGCCAGGUGCCAUGGACCCUACCACCAAAGAUUUUGAGGCACCAAUCCCAGUGCUGUGCUUUAUGAACGACUCGUCCCACCAAGACUCUGUCAUGACACCCGCCCAGCAGUCCCUUGCAUCGACCAAGAGCAGAAGGAGGCACCGUGCGUCGAUUAGGGAAAAGGGGCCGACUGCUGCGGCAUCAUCAAAGACAAAGUCGAGGCGAUCCCUGAGACCAACCAAGUCUGCCGAACAGGAAAGGGGAACAGCUCGGACUCCUCGCUCCUCUAAGCGCGUGUCUCUCAAGGACUGUUCCGCACGUUCCAACCCAGAACAGCGGACCCUGUCGUUAGAAGAGCGCCUAGGCAACCUCAAGGAUGCGUCAGCUCGUUCCAAUCCCGAGAGGAGCACUACCAGACACAGUCGGGAGGAAGGAAGCAGAGGAACGAGCGGAUCUGAAAAGAGACGUCCUAGUGACUCCAAACAAAAGCGUCAUCGAAGCAAGGGCAAAGCGGCAACGACCAUACCGCCCCUCAGCGGCAUGCAAGAAGGAAAACCGUAAGCCGGCGCAAUCAACGAAGGAGACAUUAGGUAUAGAACAAUUGACAGAAGAUAGACACAUGUAUACCGGUAGC